Molecule: messenger RNA, 189 nt
Organism: Helobdella robusta
Lineage: Eukaryota; Metazoa; Annelida; Clitellata; Rhynchobdellida; Glossiphoniidae
Exons: 2
Biological process (GO): regulation of DNA-templated transcription
Molecular function (GO): DNA binding; DNA-binding transcription factor activity, RNA polymerase II-specific
Source: RefSeq, a predicted model, not a curated record
AGAAGGAGGAAGGCACGAACAGUUUUCAGUGACCAACAGUUGUCGGGACUUGAGAGGAGGUUUGACAAGCAGAAGUACCUGUCGACGCCGGAGAGAAUUGAACUGGCCAACCAACUCAAUCUCUCAGAAACUCAGGUAAAAACUUGGUUUCAAAACAGACGAAUGAAACAGAAGAAAACUCACCGCAAG